Messenger RNA from Thunnus maccoyii (southern bluefin tuna), 4690 nucleotides. RefSeq names its product zinc finger protein 217 (gene znf217). The transcript has 6 exons. Lineage: Eukaryota; Metazoa; Chordata; Actinopteri; Scombriformes; Scombridae. Gene Ontology annotation, cellular component: nucleus. The record is from RefSeq and is a predicted model, not a curated record. Bases 253 to 3195 code for a protein of 980 amino acids. Gene Ontology annotation, molecular function: DNA-binding transcription factor activity, RNA polymerase II-specific; RNA polymerase II cis-regulatory region sequence-specific DNA binding. Gene Ontology annotation, biological process: regulation of DNA-templated transcription.
GUCCGCCAGCAGCCGACGCGUUGUGUGCGUGCGUGCCUGUGUGUGUGUAUGUAUGUGUGUGCAUGUAUGUGUGUGAGUGAGUGAGGAAAAUGAAGAAGCAACUCAACACACAAGUAGCCUCGCUCACUUGAACUCACUCGCUCGCAGUGUCAGUAUCAUUAUUAAUCCGGAAAUUCACAGUUGGUAGGUAUUGUUGGUCCCCCAGUAAUCUGGACAGUGAGAGCAGCAGUGUUGCUCCACCCCCAGAGGACAAUGCCGACUCACUCAUUGCUGCCGUUUGUGGAGAGCCCAGAUGGACUUGCCCAAGACAGUUUGAUUAGUAACAGUGCAAGUAUCCCAGGGCCUGGCUCUAGUAUGACACCUCACACCACUUACCCAGAAAAAGCCGUGUUGCAAUCUGGAGGGAGUGUACCGCUAUCUUGUAUGUUCUGUGAUCAGACUUUCACUCAUCAGGAGGAGCUGGGACCCCACGUAUUAGCACAGCACCCCACCACUUUCUUUGAACCAGCCGUGCUUCGAGUUGAAGCAGAAUUUAGGAUCCCAGGAGAGAGACCCCGACCCAAACCGAGUAACCUCCCCAAUGAAAAAGAGGAGGUUCACAGCUGUAUCGUGUGUGGUCAGGUAUCACAAGAUGCCAGUGAGCUGGAGACCCACAUGAGGAAGCACAAGGACUACUUUACUUACUGCUGUAAUGUCUGUGGACGGCGGUUUAGAGAGCCAUGGUUUCUUAAGAACCACAUGAAAAUGCAUGUAAAACCAGGAGCAAAGAGCAAGGCCCAGCAAGACCUGGAGACCCCGGUCACAGUCAACGGCAUCGCCCAAGACCCUGUGUCAGAGCCUGUAGUCACUGCUUACAAAAUGUGCAUGGUUUGUGGGUUUUUCUUCCCUGACCAUGACAGUUUGGCAGAACAUAGCAAAGUACAUAAUCGAGAGGUGGAGCCUGGCAAAGAUAAAGACAUGGAGAACAUGGAUGGCACUACUGAAUCUCUUGCCAAAGAGACAUUUCUACACAGUCUCAAUCUUAUGCCUUGCCCUACAGGAAAUGGUGUGCAACCAGUAAGAUCAUCAAAAUGGAUUCCACAGCUAGAUCCUUUCAAUACAUAUCAGGCUUGGCAACUUGCUACAAAGGGCAAGAUAGCAGUUGGUCCUAAUAAUACUAAAGAUAUCGGCCAGGAAGCCAGCACAGACAACGAAGACUGCGGUUCUGAUAAGGAGGAGUUGAAUAAUAUUUGGUCCGAAGGCCAAAGAGACAAAGCUAUGAAAGAGGUUCUUGGGAGAGAGCUCAGGUCUCAGCAACAGACUGUAGCAGACAACCCAGAGCCACAGCGGAGGUCUCUGAUGCAAAAAAAUAAGGACAAAGAAAGGCCAACCACUUGUGAGGAUUGUCAGAGAACGUUCAGGACCUACCACCAGUUAGUUCUCCACUCCAGGGUGCACAAGCGUGAAAGAGGUGGCGAAGAAAGCCCAACUUCGUCUGUUGAAGGGAAGUUGUCAAGAGCAGGCUCACUGGAUCAUGCAGAGGAAGGCUCAGAGGAGGGCUUUGAGGAAGCAGCAAUGACAGAAAACCUGGGUUCAGGUGAAGAUGGUUUUGAUCGAUCAAAGGUCAGAUCAAAAGAAUGCAACUACUGUGGCAAAUCAUUUCGAUCCAGCUAUUAUCUCACAGUUCAUCUGAGGACUCACACAGGUGAAAAACCAUUCAAGUGUGCUUACUGCAGCUAUGCUGCAGCCCAGAAGACUUCACUGAAAUAUCACCUGGAUCGGCGUCACAAGGACAAACCUUUCAUGGAGAUCCCCAGCAGACCUGUGCCUUUAAUGCCCUCUCCGAAUGAUGGAAAACAUGGAAACGACAAUGAAAAUCCUGCCCCAAAUAGAUCCAAACUCUGGGUUCCUGCAGUCAGAUCAUGCACCGAUGGAACACCGGAGGACAGAUUUGAUGGCGUAGGUAGCAAGCUCGGCAAACCACUCGUCCAGAUGAAUGCUGAGUAUGAGAAAUUAAUUGCUAAGCCUGCUUACUCCCCGAUUGAUGAUGUGCUCAUAAAGUGCCCCGUACCUGUUAACCUGAAGAUGGAACGGGAGGAGAUAAAAGACGAGAACUCUGAGGCCCCAUUAAAUCUGUCCUUAAAAGUGUCUCUCUCCAUCCCCGCCAGUGCAGAACCCAGAAGCGCAUUAAUCCCAAUUGCCUGUUCGUUUUGUGCAUAUAAAACCAUCUACCCAGAGGUCCUGAUUAUGCACAAAAAGCUGAAUCAUAAAGACAAGUCAGACAGUACAAAAAAGAAUGGAUUUGGAGGCAGUUCAAAACAAAAGCGUUUCACAGGCUGCCCCCCCGCACUCGAAGGGAAAGAUGUCACCCCACUUCCGAUGAUUGACAGGCGCCACCCACGUCGAACCAAGUCCCCGACCCCUCAACCCGCAAAACCACAAGAAAAGACACCUGUUAACCCACCGAGCGGUCCUAAGCUGUCCCCUAUCCAAGCACCCCUACAUGACGUCCAGGAGACCCAGAGAUAUAGACAGAACAUUGAUUCACAUGCCAGUCAGGAAUCCUCCAGGUAUACGGAGCUCAUGAGGAAAUCCAACACAGGCAGCAGCACCAGCAAGUAUGUAAUGGACAGACCAGCUCCCCCAGACAGAGCGGGAAUUGGUGAGAGGAGUUACCCAGCGAGAAGUGGUGUCAUUUGGCACUCAGAUGCUGCCAGGCUGUGCUUGUCAAGCCAAUUCGGGAGUCUCCCCCAGAUUGAUUUCGGCGAACCUUCCAGUAAGAGAUUAAAGUACUCGCUAGCUACAGGCAGAGAAGCUGACAGUGGUGAGAAACCUGGCUUCAGAGGACCAGCAGGGGACGGAUCCAACAGGCUGCUCAUCUCAGGGAGAAGCGUGAAAACCACAUCGCAAGGGUCGUGUCCAUCCACGGCGUCCGAGGCUUUGGGUUCCGUGAAGAGUACAUCUACAGCUAUCGGAGGAGUUUUGGACACUGACUGGAGCAUGAUGAACCUUCUGCGCUCCUACACACCCAAUGACCUGGCGUCUCUCUAUCACAGCACACCACCUAACCCCAGUCAUGGAGGACUGGCCAACCCAAGAGCAGGGGGCAGAACUGUGCUGUACCAACACUUACCCACUCUGCCCACCCUGCAGAGGAGAGACCCCUCAGGCUCAUUCCCUAAUCAACGCUAUGGGACCACUGAUAAAACUACCUAAAGUGGCACCGAGAUUUGAACUGUGCUGCUACCUUAUUUCGGAGAACUUCUUGGAAAAUUUGUUUAAUGUACAGUUUCAAUAAGAGAGAUGGUUUGUGUUGUAAAAGUUUCUCAGUUCCUCUAAUUUAAUUUUUUUUUUCCAGUAGAAGAAAAAGUGUAUUGCAUACACAUUUCAGGGCUCAGGCCUUCAGUUGUACAUUCUACUUUUUUUUUUUUUUUGAAUGAAAAGGCGCAGAUCAUCUCUCUUCGAAAAAUAUUAUCCCACUGGUGUGCACUGAUAUUUUUUUUUGUCCACUCAGAACUUUCUGCUUAAUCCAUAUUUGACCCACACUAAUGUUCAGAUCCUGUAAGUGUCUAUGACAUAACAGUGUAUGUGGUAAGUGAGCUUGCGGUAGAUAAGAACUGUAUUAAGGAAAGACACAAGGAACAUGAUUCGUGUGAAGAAUUGCUGCUCUGUUAAUUUACUGUUAAUGUGCAGGCAGUAAUUAGCACUACCCUAUUAUUUUUUUUUCCAUUUCCAAAGCACUGAAGGGUGGGGGAUUUUCUGUCAAAUAACUUGAUGGCUUUGGCCCGGUGGUUUACUAACAGGCCACAGCAAUAAGUCCUUUUCUGUAUGUUGAAGUGGUCUACCUCAUGUUGUGCUCUAGACACUGUUAUUUUUUUUGUAAAGCUGCUGUAGCCAUCAUGUUAGCUGAGCCCGUAUUCCUAGUUCUCUAUCGACUAGAGGGACAGAUGUUUUGAGUUGGAGUAGUAUAACUAGGUGGGCAUGUGUUUGUCAGGCACCACAUAAAAUACAAGCUCAUCUGGUGACACAGAACAACUACAGCUGAGGCCGUAUCAACUUAUGGCACAUGAUUAACUAACACAAUUUUGGAUUGUGGAUUUCUUUGAUAUGCACAGUAUUUACAAGCCCAGUUUUAAACACACAACAGAUUUUGUGUUUGUCCUUUUUUUUUUUUGAAGUGGUAAUGGCUAUCAUCUGCUUUAGCGGUUCAUCAAAUCCAUAAGCUGUAAAAAAAAAGUACCAACUGUCAUGGAGUUUCUGUUUGUGUUAAAUAGUCACGCUGUGUUAUUCUACUGCGCAUCUAGUUACCGUUCAGGAGUUUGCUUUUACUAUGCAGAGUCUUGCAAGUGUUAAUUUGUGGCAAAAGUGGCAAAAGUUAGUCCCAGCUGGUCAUAAAGUGGCCUUUUUAGAUGUAUAACUGUUUGGAGGAGAAAAAAAAAACAAAAAAACAAAAGCAGCUGUUUAUUUAAUUGCUCAAUUAAUUGUACACUGUGAAUAAAAAGUCUCAGGUUAACUCCUAUUUACAAGCUAUUUAGUCUUUUGUGUGAUUUAGUUUUUUUGCCACUUUGAAAGGCUUGGGUUAAGUUAUUUGUUUUGUUUUGUUUGUUUUGUUUGGUUUGGUUAUUCACAUUGCAUGUACACUUAUGUAAAAAUGGAAAUAUUGUUUCAGAUUUGUAUGACACAUUUCAGUAAUAAAGUGAGAGGCGAAAGA